Rhodofomes roseus is the source of this 1219-nucleotide messenger RNA. RefSeq names its product band 7 family-domain-containing protein. Gene Ontology annotation, cellular component: mitochondrion; membrane. Gene Ontology annotation, biological process: mitochondrion organization. The coding region runs from base 87 to 1019 and encodes 310 amino acids. NCBI's taxonomy places the organism in Eukaryota, Fungi, Basidiomycota, Agaricomycetes, Polyporales, Fomitopsidaceae. The transcript has 9 exons. The record is from RefSeq and is a predicted model, not a curated record.
GCGGAUGCCGUGGCCGAGCUUGCCUGCCGGUGUCGUCAGUCGUGGGCGAGUGCACUUGUACGUUCCACCGUGCAUCUCGGGUCACCAUGAAUUCGCAAGAGGCUUUCAAACGGUUCGCGCAACAGCUGCAACGAGCGAGCCAGAACGGCCCGGGUGGAGGCAAUCGCCUCCCUAGUGGAAAGGGAUUCACGGCCGGCGCGGGUCUACUAGUCGCGCUCAUUGGUGGAGGUCUUGCGCUGAAUGCGAGUUUGUUCAACGUGGAUGGUGGUCACCGGGCGAUCAAGUACACUCGUUUGUAUGGUGUAAAGCCCGACGUGUACCCUGAAGGUACCCAUUUGAUGGUACCAUGGCUCGAAACGCCCAUUGUCUUCGACAUUCGCGCCAAGCCUCGCAACAUUGCUAGUCUCACUGGCACAAAAGAUCUGCAAAUGGUCAACAUCACCUGCCGUGUCCUCUCAAGGCCGGAGAUCAAAGCUCUACCGACGAUAUACCGGGAGCUUGGAUCGGACUAUGACGAGCGGGUCCUCCCAUCGAUUGUCAAUGAGGUGCUGAAGAGCGUCGUGGCACAGUUCAAUGCAAGCCAGCUCAUUACGCAGCGUGAGAUGGUAUCUCGCUUAGUGCGCGAGAACCUGACGCGUCGUGCGCUGCGAUUCAACCUCGUGCUGGAGGACGUCUCCAUAACUCAUGUUGCAUUCUCACCGGAGUUUACACAUGCGGUCGAAGCCAAGCAGGUUGCCCAACAAACAGCGCUUCGUGCUGCUUUCCUUGUGGACCAAGCUAUCCAGGAGAAGCAGUCCAUUAUCGUCCGGGCACAGGGUGAGGCAAGAAGUGCCGAGCUCAUCGGAGAGGCCGUGCGAUCGAACAAGGGCUUCUUGGAGCUGCGGAGGCUGGAGGCAGCCCGCGACAUUGCACAAUUGCUGGCGACGUCUGGCAACAACGUGAUGCUCGACUCCCACAGCCUCUUACUCAAUGUUGCGGGUGAUGCAAACGAACUGUUGCAAUUCAAGCAGAAGAAGUGAGGAUGCUGCCUAGGCUCGACUAGUCAUGACCACCGCUGUACCUUUUCUGGAUGCUAUCCACACUCUGGGCUCUCCGUACUCCUCAGUAGCGCACGUAUGAACCGGCCGUGUGUCUGCGGUGGGAUUACUUCUAGCUCCAUUGAGCCAUGAGAUGAAAUUGAGCCUUUGAAAGGAGCCGUUGGAUCGGCCCUGCGGACGAC